This is a messenger RNA of Portunus trituberculatus (swimming crab), 4019 nucleotides long. Its product is annotated as ribosomal protein S6 kinase alpha-5-like. Bases 873 to 3758 code for a protein of 961 amino acids. Gene Ontology annotation, molecular function: ATP binding; protein serine/threonine kinase activity; magnesium ion binding. The record is from RefSeq and is a predicted model, not a curated record. Lineage: Eukaryota; Metazoa; Arthropoda; Malacostraca; Decapoda; Portunidae. The transcript has 14 exons. Gene Ontology annotation, biological process: regulation of DNA-templated transcription; intracellular signal transduction; protein phosphorylation.
UUGGUGUGAGGCGCGUCACUCACUCCCUUCAUUGACUGUUACUGCCCGCCCCCAGCCUGCCGCCGCCCCCGCAGCCGCCGCCGCCUGCCUGGCAUAGUGCACUGCUGUGUUUGUGUGUGUCGCGACGGAUCGCGACGGGACCCAGGCACGGGGACCCGGAGGCGAUUCUUGGGUCGAUAACAGAAAUAAGGAGAGCGAUAAUAGCAGCCUUGCCACGCUGGCCGCAGCACGCUGACCGGCUCUUUAGUACAGGCCCCCGCCCACUCCAACCCUCCUCCAUGGGGGGGGUAGUCUCUCUCUCUCUCUCUCUCUCUCUCUGGAAAGCUGCAGGCUCUUCUUAAAUAUAAACUCGUUUUUGUCAUGCCAAUUAUCAAGCAUAACAAACCCCGCGUUGUAAAUGACAAGCCCCAGCGCGUGGCGGACUGGUUGCUGUUAAAGACUGAGUGGCUGUUGUUGUUGUUGUUUUUUUCAUUGUUGUGAUGUAAGUGAAAAGAUGGUUUAUUCAACAAAAGUACACACUGCACACCCUGCUUGUGUCCAGAGCAGCGGGCCAAGGUUGGACACCAACCUGUCGCAGAAUCAGCUGAGCACCGCGGCGCUGCCAAACGAUCGAUCAUCUUCAGGGAUUCCGUGGACGCUGGUCAGGAGAAACUUGCAAACUAAAUCUCUCCCAAUAAAGCAAUAUUUCUUACCCAUGCCACAUAUACGUGGAUCAGAAUAACCCUCGUUGUAAAAGGAGAAAAUGUUGUUGUUACGGGUGCGUACGAAACUCUGAUCCACCGUGCGGCAGCAGAUUGUAGUGUCAUCUUGUGGAAGUGCGCCUCUGCGAGUCAUGUUCCUGAGUUUUUAAAGUAUCGAGCUGUGAUACGCUUAUGGAACCAUCUACAUCCAAGAACACUCGCCCUAAAGAUGGAGAAGUUAUCUACCAUGAGCUCAAGGAUGUUAACCUUACGGGGAAGGGCCGCGUGGAUAUGGCUCACUUCGAACUGCUCAAAGUUUUAGGGACCGGAGCUUAUGGCAAAGUGUUUCUGGUACGGAAGAUAUCAGGGAAGGAUGCUGGGAAGUUAUAUGCCAUGAAGGUUCUGAAGAAAGCGACCAUCGUACAGAAGAAGAAGACAACAGAGCACACCAAGACAGAGAGGCAGGUGCUGGAGGCAGUGCGGCAGAGUCCCUUCCUGGUCACCCUUCACUAUGCCUUCCAAACUGAUGCCAAACUCCAUCUUAUCCUUGACUAUGUCAGCGGAGGAGAACUGUUCACUCACCUUUACCAGAGAGAAAGGUUCCGUGAGGAUGAAGUCCGUCUCUACAUUGGUGAAGUCAUCCUUGCCCUUGAACAUUUGCACAAACUUGGUAUCAUCUAUCGAGACAUCAAGCUUGAAAACAUCCUCCUGGACUCAGAUGGCCACAUAGUUUUGACAGACUUUGGCCUCAGCAAGGACUUCCUCUCCCAUGAAACGGAACACAGAGCAUACUCCUUCUGUGGCACAAUUGAGUACAUGGCCCCUGAGGUGGUGCAGGGUGGAGCACAUGGCCACGACCAGGCUGUGGACUGGUGGAGUGUGGGAGUGUUAACGUAUGAACUGUUAACUGGAGCCUCGCCUUUCACGGUGGAAGGAGAAAAGAACAACCAGCAGGAGAUUUCAAGACGAAUCCUGAAAACACAGCCACCUUUGCCCAAUGAUCUAUCACCUGAGGUCAGAGACUUAAUUUCAAGACUCCUUGUGAAAGACCCUCGCCAGCGGUUAGGAGGAGGGCCACAGGAUGCACUAGAGAUUAAGCAACAUGUAUUUUUUAAGAAACUGAAUUGGGAUGACCUUGCUCAAAAGAAAGUACCUGCUCCCUUUGUACCAAGAAUCAGUAAUGAGUUAGAUGUUAGUAAUUUUUCUGAAGAGUUCACUGCAAUGAUACCACAGGAUUCUCCAGCAAUUGUUCCUCCAGAUGUUGAGAAAAUGUUCAACGGCUACUCUUACGUUGCUCCAUCAAUUCUCUUCACCGACAAUGUCAUCAGUGACAGUCUCUUCAAGAUGUCACCAGACAGAAGACCUUCCACAACUAACCUGUUGGCUUGUAGCUUUAAGGAUUCCCCAUUUUUCCAACAAUAUGAACUGGAUUUCCAAGAUAACAUACUUGGAGAUGGCAGCUUCAGUGUCUGUCGGGAGUGCAUACAAAAGUCAACCGGCCAACACUUUGCUGUCAAGAUAGUGUCAAGAAGAUUAGACUGCCAACAAGAAAUCAAUUUACUCCGGGCUUGCCAAGGACAUUCCAAUAUUGUCAACCUCCAUGAAGUUUUCCAUGAUGAGGCACACACCUACAUUGUGAUGGAGCUCCUUGGAGGUGGGGAAUUGCUUCAGAGGAUCAGAAAACAUGAGAGGUUCACAGAGGCUAAGGCUUCAGUUAUCAUGAGGAGCUUGGUGUCAGCAGUCCACUACAUGCACAGAAAAGGCAUCGUUCACAGAGACCUAAAGCCAGAGAAUCUCUUGUUCAAGGAUUCCUCUGAAGAUUCCGUUAUCAAGAUUGUGGAUUUUGGGUUUGCCCGUUUGAUGCCUGACAAGGAGAAGGACGGCAGCAUGAAGACACCAUGCUUCACUCUUCACUAUGCAGCGCCUGAAGUGUUGCGGCAGGCAGUGCAGAAGGGAGCAAAUGGUUAUGAUGAAACGUGUGACUGGUGGAGCCUGGGUGUGAUUCUGUACACAAUGUUGUCAGGGAGAGCUCCAUUCCAGUCCAGAAGUAAAGACGACACCUCAGCCUCAAUCAUUGCUCGGAUAAAGGAUGGAAGUUUUGACAUGUCUGGACCGGAAUGGGUCUCUGUCUCCUCACAGGCAAAGAAACUUAUCAAAGGGUUGUUGACGGUAGAUGCUUCAAGGCGUCUCACCAUCACUGAGUUGUUGCAGGAUGAGUGGCUUCAGGGAGGUCCUCCUUAUUUAUUUUCGGCAACUCCCCUCAUGACACCCACCAUACUCAGUGCUCGGCCCACACUCACUGGACCAAUCUCUGCCGAAGCUGGAGUCAAACAAGCUUUUCAUGCAUUCCACAUGGCAACUAGGGAAGGAUUUCGCUUACUGGACGUGAGUAAUGCAAGACUUGCUCAGCGCCGAAAGAACAAGAAAUCCUCCACAGAUGCCCGAAGCCAUUCUUCUACCUCAUCCCUCUCCUCUACCUCAUCUGCGUCUUCCCUUAACUCCACUUGCACACCAAGCAAGUCAGACCGCUGCAGUUCCUCAUUAGGUGCAACUCCGAAGAAAGAAGAAAGCAUAUUUGACUUUGGAGAAGCAAAAGUGAAAGCUUAUCUUUCAAGCAUAGAUUCUCCUUCAGAGACAUCUUUCCCUGUAACUCCAAGCAUGGUUUUGACAUUACCAAGCCUACAAUCAAAAUCCACAACAGGCAGUAGUGAUCAUGGAUCCUUUGACUUCCCCAAAGAAAACAGGACUGGUGAAACAGUAACUAAACCUAAGAGUAAUGCUAGUGUGCCUCCAGAGGAAAGUUCUUUAAGUGCUUCUAAGGUGUCUUACAACAAAGAACAGUGCCUUGCAUUUAAGAAACAAACAGAUGGUUGUGAUAUGGGACAGAAUGUGUUACAUUCUAAAAGCUCUGGGAGCUCACAGAAAUUCUUCCCUAGUGACUUUACCGGACCACAAACACGUUCACGGAAAAGAAAGUUGGAGAAGAUGAGUGAGGGUGAUGUAACCAUAGUCAAACACAUGUUCAAAGGUAGAAACACUAGAAGUAAAAGAUUUGAUACUAUUGUGAUUGAUGAUUGAUGAGUGAGAAACUUCUAGGCAUUACAAAAAAAACUUUCCAGAUUAGCUUUAGAAUUUUAUCUAUAUCUCUUACUAUUUAAAAAUCAGAGAAAAGUUUAUUAUAUACAAGAAUACUAUAUUAUGUAACUGACCUGAUGUAUUAUAUUGUGCAAUCCAAAAAUACCAAAAUAAAAUGCACUUUACAAUAAAUCCACUAUUACAUAUCUCAAAAGACCAAGUUGAAAAUGAGAUGUGUGUGUGUGUGUGUGUGUGUGUGUGUGU